Molecule: messenger RNA, 846 nt
Organism: Filobasidium floriforme
Lineage: Eukaryota; Fungi; Basidiomycota; Tremellomycetes; Filobasidiales; Filobasidiaceae
Exons: 5
Coding region: 134-394 (86 amino acids)
Biological process (GO): mRNA splicing, via spliceosome
Cellular component (GO): U4/U6 x U5 tri-snRNP complex; Lsm1-7-Pat1 complex; U6 snRNP
Molecular function (GO): RNA binding
Source: RefSeq, a predicted model, not a curated record
AGGAACCUGGAGCGAUGAAGGUAACCUUGUUCAAGGUCGAUCUCGUCAACAACUUCGACAUUGAUCAUUGAACGGUAUUGCCUAUCAAGAUUUGAGGUAGUUAUCUUAUCCAUCUAACUACGAUCCGCAAAAGAUGGCUUCCACGAUCCUUCCCCUAGAACUCAUCGACCGAUGCAUCAACUCCCGAAUCUGGGUCAUCAUGAAGGGUGAUAGGGAGUUCGUAGGGACGCUCAUGGGGUUCGACGAUUAUGUUAAUAUGGUACUCAAGGACGUGACUGAAUAUCAAGUGACAUUAACGGGGACCGUCGCUACGCCGCUAGGGAAGACGCUACUGAACGGGAGCUCGAUCGCUAUGUUGAUACCUGGAGGUACGGGCCCGGAGAUCACCGCAUAGGCCACUCCUACCUCAUCUUCAACCGACCCGGGCAACGAGGAGGCGUAAUAGAAAAAGCAAUCUGGGCAGCCUUUCACUCCAUCCGAUAAUCCGACAAGCCGACGAUAGAGAAGACAAAAAAAUGACACACAUCUUAGGGGGAUCUGGAUCACUGGUCAAUAUUACCUUACACCACGAUAUAUCUAUCUCUCACUCUUCGGCCCUAUACUAUACGCAUGUUUCCUUUCGGCCCCGGCACGACUCGACAGACACCGACACUGUACCCCGAUUCCGAUUAGACGAAGCUGGGGAGGGUAUAUGCGAUCACAUUUGUACUUUUCGAAAUUUGAAACGAAAUCUACCUUUUGACGGACAAGUAUGAUAAUCUUCUUUUCCUCCUUUCGUCUUCCUCACUUCUUUCCUUUCCGCCCAAUAAAGAUUCGAAAAUAAUGUCGCCCGUACAGCAACACGCA